Molecule: messenger RNA, 198 nt
Organism: Suillus subalutaceus
Lineage: Eukaryota; Fungi; Basidiomycota; Agaricomycetes; Boletales; Suillaceae
Exons: 1
Source: RefSeq, a predicted model, not a curated record
UGGCCAAGGAGCAAGCAAGCAAGAUCAGUGUGCAUACCCUCAUCACGGCUGAUGAGCUCAUUAGAGAACCUAAGAUCAGGCAUGAGACUGUGCUUCUUGAGCCAGAAGAUGGAUGCAAAGGAACCGGAGAAGAUGCCUUCAAUGGCAGUGAAGGCGACCAAGCACUCACCAAAGGUGGAACAUCAUCAGAUAUCUUGA